Molecule: messenger RNA, 1909 nt
Organism: Macadamia integrifolia
Lineage: Eukaryota; Viridiplantae; Streptophyta; Magnoliopsida; Proteales; Proteaceae
Product: ribosome biogenesis protein WDR12 homolog
Exons: 11
Biological process (GO): ribosome biogenesis
Cellular component (GO): preribosome, large subunit precursor
Molecular function (GO): protein binding
Source: RefSeq, a predicted model, not a curated record
AGCCAAAUCCACAAAACCCUACAGCGACUCAGCGAGUUAACAAAAACCCUAGACCGGCAAUUUUCCCUCCUUUUCGUCUCCCUUGAAGAGGUACCAGUUUCUUCGUUCACCCUCUUCCAGACCUUCUCCCUCUCUCCCUCUUUAUUCUAUUUCCUCAGUUCGUUCGUCUGAGAAAGAUUGCAUUUUUUGAUAAAAAAGGUGAAGCUCAGGUCUGCUCGCAGAGGCGAAAGGGUUUAUCAGUGGUUUUCGGACACCGGUUAACUUUGUUUCAUCUUCUCUUUCCGCAUUCAUGGAGUUUAACGGAGAUGUAGCCGAAUCAUCAAGGCGGGUUCAGGUCCGCUUUGUGUCGAAGCUCCAGCCUCCUAUGAGAGUUCCACCAUCUUCCAUUGCAAUCCCCUCCAACCUCACCAGGAUGGGUCUAUCUGCUGUUGUUAAUAAUCUUCUCAAAGCUGGAAAUUCUGAUUGGGAACCUCAACCUUUUGAUUUUCUCAUUGAUGGUGAGCUGGUUCGGAUGCCACUUGAACAGUUUCUCCUCGCCAAGGGCAUUUCCGCGGAGAAAAUUCUUGAAAUUGAAUACAUUAGGGCUGUAGCCCCACGAAAGCAGGAGGAACCACGUUUACAUGAUGAUUGGGUCAGUGCAGUCGAUGGCUCUAAUCCUAGGUAUGCAUGUCCAUGGUUAAAAAAUAAGAAGAGAAAGGAAAUGUCAUUUAAUCCUCUAUUUUUAUGGUUCUCUGCUUCAACUUAGAUUUGUGCUGCAUUUGUUUCUGAUUAGAGGCUCAACACUUUAUCCCCCCAACACACACACACACAAAAAAAGUUUGAUGUAGAUGAGGUCCUCGAUCAUCCUACGAAGAUUAGAGCCUUUAAAAUCCUCAAGGGGCACAAAUCAUCUGUACAAACUGUUGCAGCUCAGACGUCUGGAGAUAUGGUAUGUUCUGGUUCCUGGGACUGUACUAUCAAGCUAUGGCAGACAAAUGAGAAUGAUGCAGAAGGUGAUAUAGUUUCAAUAAAAAAGAGAAAAGUGGGAAGCAAGGGAGAAGAAUUGCAGUCGGAGGGGGAGGCUGUAUCCACACUUGUGGGGCAUACACAAUGCGUAUCUUCUGUUGUUUGGCCAGAGCGGGAAACUAUUUAUUCUGCGUCAUGGGAUCAUUCUGUUAGAAGGUGGGAUUUUGAAACAGGCAAGGAUUCCUUGAACAUAUUCUGUGGGAAAGCCCUCAACUGCCUUGAUGUUGGAGGUGAAAGUUCUGCACUUAUUGCUGCUGGUGGUUCCGACCCUAUCCUUAGGAUAUGGGAUCCUCGAAAACCAGGAACUUUGGCUCCCAUCUUUCAGUUCUCAUCUCACUCCUCUUGGAUCACGGCUUGCAAGUGGCACAAAAAAUCCUGGUUUCAUUUGGUUUCCGCAUCUUAUGAUGGGAAAUUGAUGUUGUGGGAUCUAAGAACUGCGUGGCCACUGGCAGUACUAAACUCACAUAAUGACAAGGUGCUAUGUGCUGACUGGUGGAAAGGUGAUAGCAUAGUCAGCGGUGGAGCAGACUCGAAACUUUGCAUUUCUUCUGAAAUUCCUUUUGAGUGAGCAAUACAAGAGUAUCAGGAUAGGCAUUCUGCGUUGGAAAACUGAAAUCUAUUCCAAUGAACCUGGUCAAAAGAAUUUUGUUAAAGGUUAUUUUUGCUUGUAUAUACACAAUUUUGAUGGCAUUUGAUCGGUAUCAUUUUAAAACACAGGUCUUCUAAUCAGAGAAGCAUAAGGUGGGUCUGAAUUUCUGCUGGCAAUUGAGGAACCAUGGCUAUGCUAAUCGUAAGAAAAUCUUACUUGCAGAGGAUAUUGUAGAGGAAAGUGUUGAACUUUUGAAUUGAUAUAAAUGUAUUUCUUGGAGUGGAUUGAAAGAACUUAACCACAUUUUUAUCAAAA